AUGAAUACACCAAACGAAUUCUCCCAAUGGGAUGAGUUCUCAGACGCAUCCCCACCUCCCUCUCCAUACAGUGGAGACGAAUGCGAUCACUCUAAAACCAUCAAAUACUCCUCAUGUACUGCAAAACAACCCGCCUCCAAAGACCUCGAGGAGUCUUUCUUUCAGUCAUCCGAGAAGAAAUACCGAAGCGAUAUGUACAAUGCCUUGAAGAGCUACGAAGAAAGCUUUGACCAAGUACGACUGAUGAAACGGGUCUUGUGUCGGGAUGGCACCUAG
Molecule: messenger RNA, 276 nt
Organism: Penicillium pulvis
Lineage: Eukaryota; Fungi; Ascomycota; Eurotiomycetes; Eurotiales; Aspergillaceae
Exons: 1
Coding region: 1-276 (91 amino acids)
Source: RefSeq, a predicted model, not a curated record